AUGAAAACUCCGUCAAAAAGCCAGUCACAGCUUAUUACAACAAUAACUCCUAGGCAAAGUAAUGAUAAAGUUAAAGCAGCAAAAUUGCAACUUGCUGUAAGGAUGACCGGCCAUUGUGCAAUACGCACAAUUGAUCAUCUAAGUGAAAUCAUGAGAGCGCAUGGUCAGGGAAGUACACUGGAGCACAUACAGUUGCAUAGAACUAAAUGUUCAUGCUUAAUAAAAAAUAUUAUAUGGCCUGCACUUAAGGAUGACCUUAUAGAGGAUUUUCGGAACAAGAAAUAUGCCAUCAUUAUAGUUGAGUCUACUGACGUUUCCACUCAAAAGCACUUGUGCAUUAUUGUUCGUUUUUUCAGUGACAGGAAAAAUGAAAUAUUUACUGGAUUUCUUGCUUUAAUUUCCUUGCAAGUGGCUACAGGAGAAAACAUAUUUAAUUUGAUUGAUAAGGAAAUCAAAAGGUGUGGUCAGAGUCUUACAAAUUGCAUUGCUUUUGCCUCAGAUGGCGCUUCAAACAUGAUCGGGUGGAAGAACUCGGUAUGGUCCAGAAUUAAAGAUGUGUCUCCUUUUUGUGUACAGCUCAGAUGUAUCUGCCAUUCACUAGCACUCUGCAUUUGUAGUGCAAUUGCCAAGCUGCCAUCCAAUAUUGGUUUUCUACUGUCAGAAAUACCUCAGUGGUUUC
Molecule: messenger RNA, 679 nt
Organism: Candidula unifasciata
Lineage: Eukaryota; Metazoa; Mollusca; Gastropoda; Stylommatophora; Geomitridae
Source: the annotation of a GenBank genome assembly